Cyprinus carpio (common carp) is the source of this 6211-nucleotide messenger RNA. Its product is annotated as MICAL-like protein 1. NCBI's taxonomy places the organism in Eukaryota, Metazoa, Chordata, Actinopteri, Cypriniformes, Cyprinidae. The record is from RefSeq and is a predicted model, not a curated record. Gene Ontology annotation, molecular function: protein binding.
ACACUUGUGUGCUGAUUUUUUUUUUCUUCUUCUUUGAAGUAGUCUACGGUCAAAUCCGUACUGCUUACUUUGGUCGAAUGGGAUCGUUUAAAAUUCAGACAGCAGGAUCUAACUGUACCGGACAGAGACAUGUGGAAUAGGGUCUCUCAUGAACUUUUAGGUCUUCGUGUGUAUUGCAGGAGCAGGACCAGACUAUAGGUGUGGAUUUUGGAAUCUCGACCAUGGGCUCUCUGAAAGCUUUGCAGGACUGGUGCAGGAACCAGUGUGAAAGUUACAGUAAUGUGGACAUUACAAACAUGACUUCAUCCUUCAGAAAUGGACUGGCCUUCUGUGCCAUCAUCCACAGACACAGACCUGAUCUCAUAGAUUUUGAUUCCCUCUCAAAAGAAAAUGUCUUUGAGAACAACCGUCUGGCGUUUGAGGUUGCUGAGAGUGAGCUGGGUAUUCCAGCCCUGCUGGAUCCAGAAGACAUGGUUUCCAUGAGCGUGCCUGACAGAUUGAGCAUCAUCACCUAUGUAUCUCAGUAUUAUAACUACUUCACCAACAAAUCUCAUACUAUCUCCACAAAAAUGAAGAGCCCUGGUGUUCCCGGUCACAUCAAACCAGCCAUAAAGAGACCAUUUGCUCCUCCAGAGGGCUUUGACGCUCAAACUGAGUCUGGUGCAGAUAGCCAACCAAAACGCAGUACUCUGAGCAGCACCUGUUCAGUCUGUGGAAAGCAUGUUCACCUGGUCCAGAGGAUCCUCGUUGAUGGCAAACUUUAUCAUCGGAACUGCUUCAGAUGUAGGGAAUGCAGCAGAACUUUACUUCCUGGGUCUUACAAGUUUACGGAGGAUCCAGGAUCAUUAGUUUGCACACACCACUUCACCAGAUCUGCCUCCACCAAUCAGAAUGGUCAUUCAGAUAUGAGUAAUCAACUAAACAGAUUAACCUCAACAAGCCAAGAAGACCCAAACAAUAGGAGUUUAGAAUCUAAAGCAUCACACAAUGCUGAGAUCACCCCGGAGAGAGAGGAAAUUACAGAAAUAGAAACAGCAUCAAGUAAGCAACCAGAGAGCAGAUCAGAAGUUGAGACCGAGCACGGAGCACCUUGUUCUUCUAGUCGACCAAACCCUUUUGAUGACUCUGAAGAGGAGGAUCAGGACACACAACAAGAAGACCACAAGCCAGCCGCUGAUGUAGCCAGUGGCGAUAAGCCAGCAGCUUUGGAGAAGAGUACUGCAGCAGAAGGUAGACCGGUUCCAGCACCUAGACGGGUAUCAGAGCCCACCCUUGCUCCUCGGCCUGUACCCAGGCCACGCCCACACAGACCCUCUGAAAGACCCAUUGUCAAUGGAGAUCCUGACACUCAAAUUUCUCAAACUCCUGUGCCAAGAGAAAGACUGCACUCACCUGCUCGAUCUAGCAAGGCUAAUGACACUCCUAAACCAAAAGAACCACCCUGGAUGGCUCUUGUCCAAUCAGAAACGAAGAAGAAACCAGCACCUCGCCCACCCACAGGAAUGGCUAUACCUCCCUGCACUGGUUCAUCUCCUUCUCAAAAGGAGGAGGAAUCAAGACCAUCGUCUCCUCCAAAUCCCUUUGAUAAUGAUGAGGAAGAAGUGCCAGAAACAUGUCCGGAAGAUCCCCCUGGUCCUGUGGUGGCUGGUCAUCCUUGGUAUGGGAUCACUCAGGCUGCUGAAAUCACAGCUGGGGACACAAGAAGACAAAGUCCUGCCCCUUCUGAAAGUCCCAUAAGUGUCCGAAGGAAGAAGCGACCAGCACCAAAAGCUCCGAAUUCUUCUACAUCAGCUUUUCUUUCAUCUCAGACUUCCUCUCCUGCUUCUUCUAUAGCUCUGAGCACAGAGAGCCUAUCCUCCUCUUCCUCAGACCACAGUGCAGUCCCCCAGCAACCUGCUGCUAAUGAACAGGACCAUUUGUUUACCAAGAGUGUAUCUGAACCAUCAAUCAACGCUCCUGCUUCUGCCCUGUCCCAAAAAACUAAGCUUCAACCUCACUGUUCUCCAAACCUGCCUCCUCCACCACCACCUACCAACACCAGCUCAGCGCCAGCUACUCCACAAACCAAUCGCAGUGUGAGACCACCACCGCCCCCCUAUUCACAGACACCCGGCACUCCAGGAAAGCGCACUUGUAAAGAGAAUCCAUUUAAUCGGAAGACAACCACCACUGUAAGCUCUUCUGUGUCCAGACCCCCAAAAGGGCCCCGUCCUGCACGACCUCCUGCUCCUGGACAUGGAUUUCCUCUCAUUAAACGCAAAGUACAGUCAGACCAGUAUAUCCCAGUUGAAGACAUCCAUGUAGAGAUGAGUGACCUGGAGAAACGGUUGGAUGAAUUAGAGCAGAGAGGGGUGGAUCUAGAGAAGAGCUUACGAGAAUGUUCAAAUGACAAUGAAGAGGAACAUCUACUUGUUGACUGGUUCACUCUGAUUCACGAAAAGCAUUUACUUGUACGCAGAGAGGCUGAACUGGUCUAUACAGCCAAGCAGCAGAACCUGGAGGAGAGGCAGGCCGAUGUGGAGUAUGAGCUUAGAUGUUUACUUAACAAGCCAGAGAAAGAAUGGACAUCUGAAGACAAAGACAGAGAAAAGCAAUUGAUGGCAGAAAUUGUCACUAUAAUUGAGCAGAGGAACCAGAUUGUUAACAGCAUAGAUCUGGACAGACAGAGGGAGGAGGAGGAGGACAAACAAGUAGCUACUAUGCUAAAGAAAAAAGAGUUCCAUGGACCAGCUGAGCAGAAGAAGAAAGUAGGGAAGUUUAAGCCCAUGAAGGUUUUGAAGAGACUGAGCACCAAGAAUGAAGGAAUAAAGGACAGCAGUCCCCGAAAAGAGAACAGUUGAAGGGUUAAUUUAGUGAAGGAAAGAAAAAAGAAAAGAAAAGGAUGUACUACAUGUCUAAUUAACACUUUUGAAUAUAUUGCUAUAAAACAGAGCCAGUUAUGUUAAAUUUGCCUUUAAGGUAGUAGCAGCUGAACUGAUAUACUGCACUACUGCAGUUUAUAAAAUUUAAAAAAAAAAUUGACACUGUCUUAGUCAGAUGCAACAACAUUUUUGACUUUAAUCUUGAAAGGCUCAACCGAUACAUAAUCUUAAUUUAAUCUUGAGAUAUUGAAGUAAAAGAAAACGAAACUGAUACUGAAUGUGGUUGACAUUACAUCAAGAGUCCUAAAUUACCCUUGACAAAGUUUAUCACAUACCUUCUUUUAAACUCAUCGUUACAGUCAUAGGAAGCUAAACAGGAAGCCCAUUAGAUGGUAUUUUAAUCUUGUUCUCUGAGUUUAUAUUUAUUUAUAAAUGGCAUGGAACUACUGCUACUUGUUUCAGUCCAUAUUGAAGAGAAAAAGAAUUUGUAGUGAAACUCUUCACGCCUCAUCCAGCCCUUUCAUCUGAUUAAUUAUGGAUUGUUGUUGAGAUGAAUGCAGAAAUGAAUUACCAGACUUGCAGUUUAAAAAUAUUGUUGAGAGGGAGUGAAGCAUUUCUAUCUCAUUAAUGCUUUUGUGAUUUUAUGAGUAACAGGGAUUUGUUGAUUUUUGUCUGCCUGGGUUUGGUUGCACCAGCUGUAUUUAAUAAAAAAAAAAAAGCCUAGUUUUAAAUGGAUAUUAAGUUACAAUUUACGCAGUAUUAAAUAUUUGAGAGUUGCACAGUUAAACUUAGUUCAAACAUAACUCUUCAUAUAAAUAUAUACUAAAAAGCCUCUGAUCAUGAGUACCAACUGGAACAUAGCAAAUUUUUAAACUGCAUCAAUAAGCUCAUGUUUUACCUGACAGAAUACAGUGCUUUAGACAAGUUUGUUUGUGUUGACAUUCACACUCGUUUACAUUUUAAAAAGGAGAAUGUAAUGUGAAUAACUGACUUGCAGCUCUCCAGCAUGAAACCAGAUCUAAACAGAGCACCUCUGUGUGCAUUGUUCUGUGCCAAAAAAAAAAAAAAAAAACUAAUCUAAAUGUCAUUUGUUAGUGUUGCACCAGUAUUUAUUUAUUGCUCAUUUUAUUUACGUUAUUUAUAAUGUUAUUUACAGAGUAGUGUUAGAAACCUAAAUUUAGCACUAGUUACAUGAGGCAAAAGAGGUUAGAAUCAACUUUAAGAGGUUAAACUGAAAAUCGCACUUUUGGUCAUGAAUUUAAAAGCUGAUGUUGAAUAAUUUUAAGAUAAUUUUCUUAUUAUGCAACAAUGCAUUAUUUAUUCAGAUAGCUUAGGAUUUACUAGUGUGGACCUUAUGUUCCAGUUUAAGCAAGAAUUUAUGAACGGCUGGUGCAACCCUACCCUGGACAACAUUUUAAUACACACAUUAAUUUUAAUAUGAUUAACAUUGAUUAAUACACUGCCUGGCCAAACAAUCACAUACUCUUUCGUUGAACCACCUCUUUGAUUACAGUGUGCAUUUGUCGUGACAUUGUUUCAACCUUAUGCAACAUCCCAACAUUUUUGCUUUCAUUUUUUGGCAGAGAUCAUGUAUUGACAAUAGGAAAGUCAAACCAGUCUGUAAAGUCUCAUUGUGGAAUAUGGCUACUGGAUACAUCAUCUGACAUAUUUAAGAAAUGAAAAGCUACACACUGCAUCAGUUAGGGUUAAAAGAAUUAUUGUCAAAUAUAACAUGCCAGAAACUGUUAAUCCUGCAAUAUCAAUGAUCCAAUCCAACUCUUAAGUAUUUGCUUAUUUAAAUCUAAACCGCUUUAUUUUUGGCCCAGGCAAUGUAUUUAAAUAUAAUUAAUAUUUCAUAGACUAAUUCACAAAAAAAACGAUACGUUUGAAAAUAUUGUUAAAUGAUAUUGUUUAAACCUGUAAUGAGGAAUGUUUUUUUUUUACUUACUGUAUUAGUUUCAUGGCAUACCUUAAUACUAGCAAAAGCUGGUUAUGUUUUGGAAUUCAGUAUGAAUUUUAGGUUAACCUACCUAACAGUGUGAGAAAAUGUAAAUGAACUUGGAGUUUGUUAAAGAGUGACCAGACAGCGGUGCACCCUGAAGAAUCAGUGACAGAUGAACAUUAAAAUAAGAGAUAACAACAAAAAAAUGAGUCUAAACCCCUUUAAUAAAAGAAAAACUUUAAAGCCCCAAGUAUACUUCGUUUUUGUAUGCGUACAGGUGAACACGUAGCCUUUCGAAGUAUACUCUAUUUGAUGAUGUAUGCGAACGAGGGUGGUCAACAUAUGCCCUCUUGAAAGCUUCAUCCAUGUCUAGUGUCUGCUCUAUUUUUCCCUUAUAAGUUAAGGCCUAUAACAAAUAUUUUUGAACUCUUUUAAACCAAAGCUGAGCUAUCUCAUACCCUCUCGCUCACAAAAUCUUGUCGAUGCAGCUGUCAGUCGUUUGCAGUGUCCACUGUUUUGCUGUUGCUGUUCCGUCUCUUAAGUUUCGUUUUCUGCUGUGAAACAACGACCCAGUGUUCUAACGAUUUGUGCUACCCUGUGAGGUUUUGCUACAUCUCAUUGAUACAGUAGAUAACACAAUACGACAACAAAAAAUACUACCCAUCAGAUUAUGCUUUAUUAACGUCUACACCAACCCCGACCCUAAACCUACCCUUACAGUAAUGCAAAUACAGUAAUUGUGUUGUUCAGCGUGAGAAAAUUCACGCAAUGUUGAUGUCCACAUGCGCAGUAAGCCCUGGUAGGAUACCUGACAGUGUUGGCAACUCUGAUUAUUGCAAAAAAUAAUUAAAUGCGCAUGUGCGACCUGCACAUACAAAAUAUGCAAGGUUACAAAAAUUGGGUGGUGCGUGUACUAUUCUGAUUACAAAAUUUGUGUCAGGCACACUACGCUGUCCUUCGCGUAUGCGUAAAAAAGAGAAGUAUACUUUGGGCUUAACUGUAACAACACUUUAAAGACUCUGGCAGGAAGAUUAUGCAAUGUAAAGUUUUAAUUUAAAAAUGGUUUAUUUUCACUGUAGAAUGUCAAAUGUUUUGCGUUGGGCCUUAAUUUCUGUAAACCCAAGCAGGGGUGUAUUUCUAUAGGAGUGCCUUUAAUCUGUUUAAUUUAUGCAUAUGUCCUUGCAUUGGCUGUCAAGUGUCUUUGAAUAUUUUGUUGAAAUUUCAGUUUGUGUGUCUUCUCCAUGUUUUUGGGUGCUUAUUUGUAUCAAUCAGAUUUCAGUAUUGUGCUUGUUUCGUCAGUGUGUGUCUGAUCAACUCCAAGGACUUUUUGUUUUCUCUGAAAUGGUCUGUGCUUUUAGGAUGGAGGAUAUCAGUUAGAAAACCACUUAAUAAAAGAAAACCUUCAGAA